Messenger RNA from Drosophila miranda, 608 nucleotides. RefSeq lists its product as uncharacterized. The record is from RefSeq and is a predicted model, not a curated record. Lineage: Eukaryota; Metazoa; Arthropoda; Insecta; Diptera; Drosophilidae. The transcript has a single exon. The coding region runs from base 423 to 557 and encodes 44 amino acids.
ACUGUUCGGCACUAACUUUUGUUUAGUUUAAGCGCUUAAAUUUGCAAUUUAAUGCAAAUUCUGUAACGUCACGUUUGUCAGUUAAUUACUGGUUCCAAUUUCGAACCGAUUGCUGAACACUGAUAGCUAUCGAGCUAGUUAUAUCAUCCCUGGCAGACAUCCAGUCUGAAAAUAACAAAUAAAUAUCAUCAUUAAGCAUAUCUUUCGUCCGUCUUCCAUAAUUUUGUUGUUUUCCAAAAUUUGGCUGCUUUCCUAGUCAUUAAACACACAUUCUCUAGAAGCAGUAACCUGAGGCUGCCAGUGGAAACGACUAUUUUGUAUCAUUGCGCCUAUAUCGAUAUCGAUAGGAAACUUGCGGCAGGAUAACGAAAGAGAAAAUUCAGUCAUCAGUGCGCCGUGGCUCCAUCUCCAUCGAAUUGGCAAUGAAAAUGUCCACGCACCAGUUCUUCUUUAGCAAGUACACAAAUUUCCACAAAAAUCACAUCAAAUUGGUUGCUGUUUAUAUGAAAACGGCAAAUCUAAUGCAAAUCUUGAAUGUGCUGAAGCGUUCGCUUUAAGCAGGAGCAGGCCGUCGCCCUGCUCUGCCGGACUGUCGCUGCUGUCCUUCG